CAAUGGGAGGGCGGCGGGGGCGGGGCCGCGGCGACAGCGGCGGCAAGGGGGGUGAAAUUUCUCGAAGGUACGGCGGCCGCGCCGGGCCGGGCCGGGCGCGCAGCGGGGCCGGCGGCGGGCGGCCCUGGGCACGCCGGGGCGGCGAGCGCGCUGGGGGCAGCGGCGGGCGGCGGCCCCCAGCGCCGCCGCCACCACCAUCACCAUCAUGAACCACAAGAGCAAGAAGCGGAUCCGCGAGGCGAAGCGUAGCGCCCGGCCCGAGCUGAAGGACUCGCUGGACUGGACCCGCCACAACUACUGCGAGACCUUCCCGCUCAGCCCCGCCGCCUGCAAGGAUAACGUAGAGAGGGCAGAUGCACUCCAGUUAACGGUGGAAGAAUUUGUUGAGCGUUAUGAAAAACCUUACAAGCCUGUAGUCUUGCUGAACGCUCAGGUGGGCUGGUCUGCCCAAGAGAAAUGGACUCUGGAACGUCUCAAACGCAAGUAUAGGAACCAGAAGUUCAAAUGUGGUGAGGACAACGAUGGUUAUUCUGUGAAGAUGAAGAUGAAAUACUACAUAGAGUAUAUGGAAACCACGCGUGAUGACAGCCCACUCUACAUCUUUGACAGCAGUUACGGAGAGCAUCCCAAGCGUAGGAAACUCCUGGAGGACUACAAAGUGCCCAAAUUCUUCACUGAUGAUCUAUUUCAGUAUGCAGGAGAGAAACGAAGGCCACCUUACAGAUGGUUUGUGAUGGGCCCACCUCGUUCUGGAACAGGAAUCCACAUUGAUCCCUUGGGAACUAGUGCUUGGAAUGCCUUAGUCCAGGGACAUAAGCGUUGGUGCCUGUUCCCCACCAGCACUCCCAGAGAGCUGAUCAAAGUGACCCGAGAAGAGGGAGGGAACCAACAGGAUGAGGCUAUCACGUGGUUCAAUGUCAUAUAUCCUAGGACACAGCUACCCACCUGGCCCCCUGAAUUCAAACCCCUGGAAAUCUUACAGAAACCGGGCGAAACGGUCUUUGUGCCAGGUGGCUGGUGGCAUGUAGUUCUCAAUCUUGACACAACCAUUGCAAUCACACAAAACUUUGCCAGCUGUACCAACUUCCCUGUGGUGUGGCACAAGACGGUAAGAGGGAGGCCCAAAUUAUCACGGAAGUGGUACAGGAUCCUAAAGCAGGAACAUCCUGACUUGGCAGCCUUAGCUGAUUCAGUUGAUCUACAGGAAUCUACCGGUAUUGCUUCUGAUAGCUCUAGUGAUUCUUCCAGUUCUUCAAGUUCUAGCUCCUCAGACUCUGAUUCAGAGUGUGACUCUGGCUCUGAGACGGAGGGAAUGAUGCAUCGGAGGAAAAAGAGGCGAACGUGUAGCAUGAUGGGUAAUGGUGACACAACUUCCCAAGACGACUGUGUGAGCAAAGAGCGCAGCUCCUCCAGGAUUAGGGAAUCUUGUGGAGGCCGCACUUACCCCUGAGAGAUAACAACACCCGUCUAGAGGCAGCUGCCGUUCGAAGCUCCAUUAGCAGCCAGCCAGCUCUGUUCUACCCUCUUCUGCUCCUAUUUCUCAUGGUCCUUAAGUUUUUGUCACUUCUCUUCGAUCCAAACAUCUGUCUUCAUUGUGUACUGUCGAAGGUUGGCUCCUUACUAACUUACAGGGGAAUGCCCUGACUCUACAUGUUGUGCAAUGCUUUGUCCCCUCUGCGCCCCAAGUGAGUGCACUAAUUACCCAGCUUUGGGUAAGGACAUGCCAAGUAUUUAAUGGCUCACGUAACUGGCAAGGAAGACAACGGUCAGUUUUUAAAGAACUCUUUUUAAAAACAGCAGGUAGAUCUAGAAACCUGCCUUGCUUUGACACUGUCAUAUGUUUACAUGUUGUCCUGUACACUUGAGGAAAGGAACACCAGCCCUCCUGGCCUAUCUGAACGUCCGAUGGAUCUUGUACCAGAAUUUCAGGAAGGGAAGGUGGUAUGAAUGCUUCAAACACUGAAGUAACUUCAGUGGAGGUGUCCACCUAGCUGAAGCAUCUUUUGUGGUCUUAAUCUACAUGCAUGCAUCUAAACCAGCCUGAGUAGUUUAUAAGGUGCAACACCUUAACCAGCAACAGUCCAUUUACUUUUGCUCUGUGUCUAAGAUGAAUAGUAACAAAGAUGCACUAGCACCUUGCUACAGAAAGCUUGAGGGAACAGGAGAAUCUUGGAGUUUCUUGCACAGCAAAAAGUAGUCGGCAGUUGCCAGUAGUUACACUCCUUUAGGUGCAGGGGUGAUGUUUAUUGCUAGGCAAUAACUGACAGGUUCUGACUCUUAUAUAGUAACAACAGUUGCUGGGCUUUAAAUACCAAGCAGUUACAGUGCCAUGGGCUUAUUCAGGCCAGUGCAGUUCACACACAAAUUGUCCUUUGAGGUUGUGGGUUCAGAAGUUUCCAGAACUAGUGGUGCCAAUUUUAAAGGACUGCGAGGGGGACAUAUUGUUGUCUUACACUUUUUAAAAAUGCUGGGAUUUUUUUUAGCAGGGGCUAUGGUAGUGUCAGCAGAGAGGUUGGUCUUGCUGAAGCUGUGCUGCAGGAAAAUGGUCCUUUAUCCUCUAAUCUGCACAGCAGAGCCAGAAGCUGGCUGUGUUGGGAUACUUUCUUAGGUACUCUCCUGAGACUAAGGAGAGGACAUUAGAUCUCAUUUCAGUGUUGCUGUUUGGAAGAAGAAACUUGGAAAAGGAAGUAGUGUGCAUCUGCUAAACAUGCAGUAAUGUCCUGGUCACUUAAAAAGCAGACUGGCAACCUUAACUAUGGCUUUCUUACACGUGUUGGGUUUGAUAGAACCCAGAAUGUUGCUUGUUUGGGUUUUUCCAUUUUAACGUUUUUUAACCUUGUCUCUUCCUAUGUAGACACCCUCUCCCUUUUUAGAGACCAGGCCAUACCCUGUUGUACAAAGGAACCCUAUUUAUAUUUGUCAGGAUUUGUUUCUGAAUAUUCUGUGCUAGUGACUUCAUGUAGGAGCAGGAUGGUGGUGGGAAAUCUGAAGGAGGGAGGGUUUAUUGGUGCACUCCUUAGCUGUCCAGACUCCUGAACUUCCUGAUGAUAGGAAAUGAGCAAGCUUGCUCUGUAGACUGCUGCAGAUUCUUCCACAAGAUGACUACUGUCUAAAGAAAACUUCCCGAAUUUCCAGCACUUCUGGCCAAGGUUGCCUUUUUUUCUGCGCAGUUCAACAGCCCAGAAGCCUGUACAAAGCAUAUAGUCCUCAGCAGGUAGAGCAAGCUGCAGCUGCUGCGCUUGGAAGAGUAUAGGGUUGUACUGGCAAAGGCUCAGAAGUCUCUGCCUCUGUCAUGGCGAGAGGAGCCCUUUUUAGAGAACUGUCUACUGUUGUUUGAGCAAGGCUGCCUACUCUCUUGGUGUCUUGGCAGUUGCUGGGUAAGGUAAGAUGGCUUCUGUCGUAGCUUUCUAUUGCUUUGGGUGUGCAUGGUUACAGCUUUGCCCUCUGAAAAUCUUACGUGUGCUUGAAAGUCUGAUUGCUGUGCCAGGAAAGCCACACCUGUUCCGUCAGAAGCACAGUUGGAAGAUCCAGAAUGCAGAAUAUUCCUCUGUGCCUAUGAACUCCUCAGUAGUGUGAAAUAAAACAAUUUUAAAUUGAAGCCUGUGUUCGUUUGACAUCCCUUACUGAAAGGCAAUGUGUUUGAAAUGAACUGCAGGCAUUGUAAUACCAGCAACACUGUACUGAUUUAUCCACAAGGCACUUUCUAAUUUGAAACAAAGGUAUGUCUCUCUAGGUUACCUGGGAAUUGGGACUCCUGGGAUCUCUGGUUCUUCUGCUCACAGGCUGUGGCCUCGGCCAAACUGGUGAGCUUAUGUCUUUGUUUUAUUAGAUGGAAAAAUACCUACCUCACAGGGGUGUUGUGAGGCUGAAAUGUAAUUACUGUGUAAGAUGCUUUGAAGUCCUCCUCCUGCAGAAAGUGUUCCAGAAAUGCUAAGCAAGCUGCGACUCUCUAAACUGGCAUUAGCUUUUCCUAGCAGAAAGCGUUAGGGAGGCUGUUUAGCACUUUUGGCCACUUGGUUCUGUAGUGGCCCCUUCAGAAUCAUUGUGUAGUAUACAAAUUGUGUCAAAAGGAGGCUUUUUGUUUUCGUCAGAGUUUAACUGUUGGCAUUUUGUGGCCUAUUCUAAAGAGGACGUCCUGCUAGAUCAGGAUUUUUCUAAAUUGGGCUAGAUAAUUUCUCUUAUCAGGGAGUCAGCCUCACUGGCCUUAUAGGAAGGAGGGGGGAACUGGUCCUUCUGAGGCCCUUGUUCCAAGCCAGGUAUGUGUGGGGAUUUUAAAUAAAUAACAAUUAAAAACCAACACUGUGCUCCCCUUGUGCCUGGCUCCAUGCUCGUGGGGAGCUGAGGGAGGAGAGUGGUUUCUGUGCUCUCACUUCCCCAGGCUGAGGCAGGGGCUUGGAGCAUUGAUGUCUCUGGAUCUGCCCCCGCUGCCUGUGUGCUGCAGAGCCCCCGGAGCUCGCGGAUGUCGCAGGCUGCUGUGGUCUGCUGCGUCCAGACCCAAAGCAGCAGAGCUGCUCUGCCUCAGCCGCUUCGUCAGCCUGCCCCUUGGCGGUGCUUCGCGGGCUGGUUUAUCCCCUAGGCUGCCUUAGAGAGCUGCGUGCUGGAUUUGGACCGUGGGCUUCCUGAUCUUACCGUGCACGUCGGUGUCAUUGUCCUGCCUGCAUUGGCCAAACGUAAGGGAUUGUGAGCUCUGGCCGUACUCUUUAGUCUAGUAACCAGUACAGAUUUGUCUCCUGUGACAGUUCAGGAAUAAACUAACAAAUAUCCCAUCAGAGCUAUAGAUGUUAACACCACGCGCAUGUAUCUUGGCACCUGUUCUCUGCACAAGUGCGCUGGGGGCAGGUGACUCUGGGAAGGAAGUCCUGGCAUACCUUCCUCCCCUUUCUCACUCGGAUAGGCUGACUCCAGUUUGUCUUCUCAAUUACAUUAAGCCUCUCCAAAUGCUUAGAAAAAAGGCAGCAACCUCUUUCAUAAUUAACCUAGACCCUUUUCCUCCCUGAAUCCGCAGGCAUCGUAGGGCAGGAAGACUGUUGGUUGAAUUGUGUCCAAAAUGCCUGUGUGGGCUACUCUUAAAGUGAGUUUUUGACAUUCCCCUCAGGAGGGCAGAGGGGGGAAGGAAAGAAAGCUUACUGAUUCAUGUGACAGUCACACUGUCAGCUCUAAGCCCUGCCACUGCCAUUAGAUGCUUUUAUCACCCCAUCCAGCAGAGCUGGGAUAUUCUUAAUUGUCUUGUUUGGAUGAUUGUGUUUUUGCUUUUUAUUUUAAAUAAAAUCAAUUAUUUUGCAUUA
Dromaius novaehollandiae (emu) is the source of this 5285-nucleotide messenger RNA. RefSeq names its product jumonji domain containing 6, arginine demethylase and lysine hydroxylase (gene JMJD6). Lineage: Eukaryota; Metazoa; Chordata; Aves; Casuariiformes; Dromaiidae. Gene Ontology annotation, biological process: phagocytosis. The record is from RefSeq and is a predicted model, not a curated record. Gene Ontology annotation, cellular component: cytoplasm; nucleus. Gene Ontology annotation, molecular function: P-TEFb complex binding; histone H4R3 demethylase activity. The transcript is spliced from 7 exons. The coding region runs from base 206 to 1450 and encodes 414 amino acids.